UAUUAAAAUUAAAAAAUUAAAAAAAAUUAAAUAAAAAAGAAAAUGGCCCCAAACAAAGCCCCUGCAGCAACUGAAAAGAAAGUAAAAUAAUAAGCUAACAAAGGAUAAACUAAAAGACACAAAAAAAGAGUUGAAACUUUCGCCAUUUAUAUCUUUAAAGUAUUAAAAUAAGUACACCCUGAUGUCGGUAUCUCAAAAAAAGCUAUGAAUAUAAUGAACUCUUUCAUUAAUGAUUCAUUCGAAAGAAUCGCCCUUGAAGGUUCCAAAUUAGUUAGAUUCAACAAAAGAAGAACCUUAUCUUCCCGUGAAGUAUAAACUGCUGUUAAACUUUUAUUACCUGGUGAGUUAGCUAGACACGCUAUCUCUGAAGGAACUAAAGCCGUUACUAAAUUCUCUUCUUCUUGAUAUGAAUUUACUUUU
Messenger RNA from Ichthyophthirius multifiliis, 420 nucleotides. RefSeq lists its product as hypothetical. The transcript has a single exon. Gene Ontology annotation, biological process: nucleosome assembly. The record is from RefSeq and is a predicted model, not a curated record. Gene Ontology annotation, cellular component: nucleosome. NCBI's taxonomy places the organism in Eukaryota, Ciliophora, Oligohymenophorea, Hymenostomatida. Gene Ontology annotation, molecular function: DNA binding; protein heterodimerization activity; structural constituent of chromatin.